Molecule: messenger RNA, 1819 nt
Organism: Somion occarium
Lineage: Eukaryota; Fungi; Basidiomycota; Agaricomycetes; Polyporales; Cerrenaceae
Source: the annotation of a GenBank genome assembly
CAUUGUGGUGUUUGAUAUACUCUGGUAGCAGUUUCGGGAGGAAGUCUGGGUGGAUAGGCUGCCAAGCCUUGCGUUCUUGGGUAUCAGACAUAUUCUGAGGUGCAAAGGACGCGAUAAGUACGAGGAUUCCAACCGAACUCAGGUCACUAUGAGGAAUAUUUCCAGGUGGCGGGCCGGGAGACCGCGAGCAUACUUAGAACCGAGUCACGAUCUGACCGUCAUGAUAGUGAAGCCGACAUUGACCAUGUUAGGUAUAUAUGAACUGAAGGUCCACGAGCGGCGAUCCGUCCCUAUCUAUAGACCAUCUCCAUCUCAACUGUUUUAUUGCUUCAGUGGAAGUGUCACAAGAAUCCAACCAUGACAAACUUACCUACUCAAACAAACACUCCGCAUCGACUUUCAGGAAGACCUGACAAGCAGGCACUGGUCUCUGAAUUCAAAGGUAAACCAAUCCGGGGCCUUCGAACACCUGCAGUUGUGAUCGACCGAGCGAUCUUCGCGCAAAACAGUGCCAGAAUGCACGAUAAUGCCAAGCAAUGGGGUGCGAGUUUCAGAGCUCAUGUAAAGACUCACAAGACUGCGGAAGGAGUGAAACUGCAACUCGUCUCGAGCUCGGAUACGACAUAUGCCAUUGUGGUCUCGACGUUGAUGGAGGCUUGGGAAGUAGUCAACGCAGGUUUGGUGAAAGACGGGAUAGUUAACGACAUACUGUACGGGCUUCCAAUUCCAGUCAAUAGAGUCGCCGACCUAGCUGCGUUGUCAGACGUCACUGCUCAGUCUGGUGCCGUCAUUCGAAUAUUGAUUGACCAUGUAGACCAGAUCAAGUUUAUAGAGGAGUACGAAAAGACCAUGAACAGCUCAAGAAACUGGUCCACCUUCCUGAAAGUCGAUGCUGGAUCUAAACGUGCCGGACUUGACCCAAGUUCAACUGCAUUCCACUCGUUAUUGGAGGUUGCCUUGGAAUCUCCGGUCUUGACAGUCUUCGGAUUCUACUGCCACGCGGGACAUUCCUAUUCUUCCACAUCCCCGGAGGCAGCGUCAAAGUUCUUGACGGCAGAAGUGAAUGCGGUUAACGAUGCAGCGAAGCUGGCCCUGGCUCGAUCUAGUAGUCCGUCGAAUGAUACACAAUUCAUUCUGUCCGUAGGAUCCACGCCAACCGCACAUGCAGCGACGGCAGAGACUAACGCCAAGCUAGGCGAGUUGCUGCACGGUAAACUCGAGCUUCAUGCAGGGAACUACCCUUUGCUUGACCUUCAACAACUUCAUACGGGUUUGAUCGACCGCACUCGUAUUGCGCAAAGGGUCCUAGCAACAGUCAUUUCGUACUACCCUGGCAGAGGAGCGAACGGCACCGAUGAAGCGCUAUGCGAUGCAGGCGCGAUUGCAAUGAGUAAAGACACAGGUCCCAGCGGGGGUUUUGGAGAGGUCAUAGGUAAAAGUUGGAGACUGGGGCGUGUGUCGCAAGAACAUGGUAUUUUAACCAGAAGCGGAACAGAAACAGCGGCGGGAGAAGACCAACUCAGAAUUGGGGAUGUCGUGCAGAUUGUCGGUCAACAUGCAUGCUUGACUUUGGCGGCAUACCCAUGGUAUUAUUUGGUAGACUCCAGCAAAGGAAACGAUGCCAGCGUGGUAGAAGAUGUGUGGGUUCCCUGGAAAGGGUGGUGAUGCAUAAGUACUAUCUGUAAUGGUGCACUAGUUUUUUGAGGGUUGUGCUUCUGCAAUAUAUAGCUUGUCAAUAAAAUUUAGGUGUGAGAAGCAAACCGUCCGUCAUAGCAGACCGUAGUGAUAAAUAUGAAUGAAAUGAAGUACAGCCGUCCUG